Anisakis simplex (herring worm) is the source of this 528-nucleotide messenger RNA. The record is from the annotation of a GenBank genome assembly. NCBI's taxonomy places the organism in Eukaryota, Metazoa, Nematoda, Chromadorea, Rhabditida, Anisakidae.
AUGUUAUUGGAGAAAUCAGCGACGUUGUUAUGGUCGACGACGUCUCCUACUUUACAUAAAUGCAUUCUUACAGCAUUUCGUUCAACAUCUUCAACUGCUCGUAAAAGACGAUUGGAAGCCUUCAAUGCUGAACGUGAACAACAGCAACAAAAAUAUGGCGUUUCAAUUGAGAAAGUGAUCGUAUCAGUUCAGCAAGAGGAUCAAACCGAACGGCAUUUGCUAAUGAAUGACCACUUAUCAACUUUUCACGAUUGUGCAAAACAUAUAUCGCGUUUGAAAGUGGACAAUACGGCUUUAGUUCAUGUGACCAAAGAAAGUGAUGCAAGCGAGUACUUCGCAUCACCGCAUACAACUGUCGACGGGAAAUCAAAAAUCAAACUUCUGAGCUUUAACACGGCUGAUUACGCUGAUCAUGCAUAUUGGCGUUCAUGUGCGUUUUUAUUAGGCGCUUUAGCCGAGACGUCGUUACGAGCGGAUGUCUCCAUUAUUGGUGCUUUGCCCAGCAAGGGUAUGUCGCUGUAUUUUUAG